AUGACGAUACAUCCGUCAAGGACUUGUAAUCUGCUUACCGUUCUCCCUCAACCUCCAUGGACACAGCCUCUGGAUUGGGACCUUAGGAUGACCUGGGAAUGCGAAAAACGUGUAUUCUUCCCGGCAUACGUGAAGCAGCAUGACACCAGUAACCCGUCGCAACGCUCGCUCGGUAGCUUCCCCCACUUCCAAAGGCUUCCUGCCGAGCUACAGGUUCGCAUUCUUUCUUGCUGUCCAGCGUCAACCCUAUGGCAGCUCAUGCGUGUAUCUUCCACGCUACGCAUCGAAUCUUCGAAACUGUUCUGGGCAAGCCCAAGCGCCUCGUUUCUCCUAUCUGCUGACUGGCUAUUGGGAGGUGGCUACGCUGGACGUACUUAUCACGACCUUUCAUUCCUUCGCCACGUACAGAAUGUAGGGAUUGAAUGCCACUGUCUGUACGAUGAGCUUUGGCCAGAACGCAAGGCGAAUGAUCCGUUCUACUCUGAAGACGUACGGCAAGAUGUGGUGGAUAUCAUGUGGACUACUUUGAGGAAGACAUGUCCAAGGAUUAAGAGCGUGGUGUUCAACCACCAGAAGAUAAUGUCCUCAGUAGACUUGGAGGGAGCUGGAAAUGUGCCGGAAUGCUUGAAAGCGUUGAUACAAGCUUGUCCGAGGAAUAUCGUUGCAGAAGUAUCCAUCGUGGAGGAGAGAGAAGGACGUUAUUGGAACAAUGGCACCUACAGCGAUUUCUACAACGUAGAAUGCAGGAGAGCACACUAUCGGCCUCUAGAGGGUGGAGGCUGGGAGGAACUCGUGUCGAAAGACAAGCAGGACGCAGUGCUGGUGCCUGGACGACGAUUUCGUGGAAUAGUCGGGCAUUUUGAGAAAAGCUACUUCCUUUUUGAGAGAAGGGUCCUCCAGGAACGUGCAUUCUGGCCCCUUGUUAUCGAAGCGUUGGAUCGAUACCACUUCGACGAUGGAAGGAAUAAUGCUUUCCAGUGUCCAAGCGUAGACUGUGGUUCAGUAUUUACGAAACCAGGUGAAUGGACAAUACAUGCAGCAAGUACAAAACAUGGUUGGGCCAAAGUAAGCGAUGGUUUAUUCGACAUACUACCCUCAGAAUUGAGAGCUGUGUUUGAGACCAAGUUCAAUCUGAUAGAGGCCAAGCAACAAGCAUCGGGGGAGGAGUCUACUAAGAUGUCUAAGGAUUGGAACGAAGAAGGGGAGGAGAGGAGAAAAGAGAUGGAACAAGAGUUCCUUCAACAACUGGAGAACGAUGCAGAUUGGGCGACAGGGGAGCAGGCAAUGGAUCAUCAGAUCUGGAAAAACUUUAUCAAGGUGAUGCAUCCGGAAUGGAAUGGAGUGUAG
Messenger RNA from Alternaria burnsii, 1347 nucleotides. RefSeq lists its product as uncharacterized. The transcript has a single exon. The coding region runs from base 1 to 1347 and encodes 448 amino acids. Lineage: Eukaryota; Fungi; Ascomycota; Dothideomycetes; Pleosporales; Pleosporaceae. Gene Ontology annotation, molecular function: protein binding. The record is from RefSeq and is a predicted model, not a curated record.